UCGCAAGGAACAUCUUAAUUAAUUCACGGCGUAUUUCACACGGCACUAAUAAAUUUUUCAAUCGUCGAGUGCUGAUUCAGCAAAAUAAUUUAUAAUUUAUCAGUUAUUGCGUCGUGGAACUUGGCAGUGAUCAUUAAAACUUCGCAAGCUUUAAACCGGCUUGAUAAUUAAAAAAAUGGUCAAAGCAGUUUGUGUUUUGAAGGGAGAAGUCCAAGGAACUCUUUGGUUUGAACAGGACAGUGGAUCCAAUCCUGUCAAGGUCACAGGAGAAGUUACUGGACUGAAGCCGGGUCUUCAUGGCUUCCAUAUUCACGAAUUUGGUGACAACACUAAUGGAUGUACCAGUGCUGGACCGCACUUCAACCCGCUAAAAAAAGACCAUGGAGGUCCUGAGGACAGUGCAAGGCACGUUGGAGACCUGGGUAAUGUCACAGCAGGAGCUGACGGUGUUGCCAAGGUCAACAUUACUGAUAAAAUGAUCGGGCUUCAAGGAGAUCACAAUAUCAUUGGCAGAACUCUUGUGGUUCAUGCUGACCCCGAUGACUUGGGCAAAGGUGGCCACGAGCUGUCAUCAACAACUGGUAACGCUGGAGCUCGUUUGGCCUGUGGUGUUAUUGGAAUCACCAAAUAAACAUUCUGAAGAAGAAAUUUCACAUCAAUUAAAUUACUACGACCAAAUUAAUAAUGUAAUCAGGCACUACUCUAUAAAACUAGGUUUUUGAGUAGAGUAAAAAUUAUCAUUCCUGUUGAAAUAAAAACCUCUCGUACAU
Cotesia congregata is the source of this 770-nucleotide messenger RNA. The record is from the annotation of a GenBank genome assembly. NCBI's taxonomy places the organism in Eukaryota, Metazoa, Arthropoda, Insecta, Hymenoptera, Braconidae.